CCGGGCACAUUUAACGGUACGCGGCCCGGCGACAGUAAACGCUCAUUGGUCGUUCAGCUCAGCGGCUGUUUACACUUUCUCUCCCCCAUGCGUGUGUCGAGUCCACCUGAGUGCUGCAGGUGUUCAGACCGACCUCACCUGGUUCAUCGUGUACCUGUUUCCUCAUAGUGUUCUUGCUUGUUGUUGUUGAUGUGAGAGAUGCCUCGAGCUGGUCUGAGCUGUCCGGGCUGCGGCUCCUCCAACAUCGUGGAUGAUGACCUGUACUGCCAGGUCCAGCUGGUGUGUGUGGACUGCGGCUCCGUGGUGUCAGAAGGACAUCUGGCCGAUGACCCCGUCCACGUCGGAGGUUCAGAAGUCAGCUACAGCCGAUCCACCGCUGUCAAAAAGCCGUGUAUGAACCUGAUAAACGGUCUGCAGCGUUUGAAAGCCAUGUGUCGGAUUCUCCGGGUCAACCGCGAGAUCGAGGACCUCGCGCAGACUUAUUACAACAAGGCCUACGUGCACGAGAGUUUCAUCAGAGUGAGCCUGCAGAAGAAGGAGGUUCUCGCCGGUUGCUGCGUGCUCGUGAGCUGCAGACUGCUCAACUGGCCCAUAACCAUGGGAACCAUCGGCUGCCUGUUGGAAGCCGACCCCGGAGCGGUUUACAAAGAGUUGGUGAAGAUUCUUAAAAUUGAAGCUCCGCUUGUCAGCGUCACAGAUGUGCUGGAGUCCCACAGUCAAGAGUACAAAAUUAGCUCACUUCACGUUCCUGAAGAACUGGCUGAGAACGCCAAGGACUUGACCAAACGUGCCGUGGCGCUGGUGGAGCUGGCAGCAGACACGUGGAUUGUGACCGGCCGCAGACCCGUCCCCAUCAUGAUGGCAGCGAUCUAUCUCUCCUGGCAGUCCUUGAAACCCACCAAGCACCGCCUGAAAUUCUCUCUGGACAAAUUCUGUCAGAUGGCCAAAGUGAAAAAGCACAAGCCUGCUAUGAAGAGGAUAACUGAGAUGAAGGAGGUGCUGUGUAAGCUGGGGAAGGAGAUUCCCUGGGUCGGGGAAACGGUGACGCCAGACAAUGUCGUUCGGCAGGUGGAGGAUAUUCUACAGCACAGGUACGCCCUGCUGAGGAGGGCUCUCGGGACCCACGAGGACACUCUACUGGCAGACUCUCAGGCCAGCUGCGAGGACUCUCUAAAUGAGGAGACGGCUCCUUCCCAAAUCUCCGAGCCUGCAGAGCAGAAUUCAAAUGCAUCCUCUGUGGAACAAUGUGAACUAAAUGCUGAAAGGGCUCAACGACCAGGAGAUGGAGACCAUAAUCCAUGCACGGUGCCUGACCUGCACAGUGACACUGACGAGGGCCAAGAUCCAGCACCGAACUGGGGGAAGAGAGUGCUGUUUGCUCCCCCAUGUGUGAUUCAUGCAAAGAGAAGGAGAGUGGAGCAGCCAGAGCUCAAGGAUGUAACCGGUGAUGAGGAAAUCUCUGACAGUGAAAUUGACUCAUACAUCCGCACUCCUCGGGAAGCUCGAGAGUUUGCUCUCACACAGGAGAUGUUAUCUUCAGUGUGAGGAAUCGUUACCACCGCUACGCCUCAAGACCUGACUAUUCUGAUAAGGAUGCAGGUAUUUCAAUGUCCAUAAGAUUUAGUUCAUGAUAAGAGAUGCUACAGCUCUUUAUUUAUGUAGUUUUAUCCAGUAACAGAUUGCAUCUGUUUUGUUUUUGCUGCUUAUACUUAGUUCACUUUCAAAUAAAGUUUUGUUGAAGCGAUUAAAAAACACCA
Sebastes umbrosus (honeycomb rockfish) is the source of this 1757-nucleotide messenger RNA. RefSeq names its product BRF2 RNA polymerase III transcription initiation factor subunit (gene brf2). Gene Ontology annotation, biological process: transcription preinitiation complex assembly; transcription initiation at RNA polymerase II promoter. The transcript has 4 exons. Bases 199 to 1545 code for a protein of 448 amino acids. NCBI's taxonomy places the organism in Eukaryota, Metazoa, Chordata, Actinopteri, Perciformes, Sebastidae. Gene Ontology annotation, cellular component: transcription preinitiation complex; nucleus. The record is from RefSeq and is a predicted model, not a curated record. Gene Ontology annotation, molecular function: RNA polymerase II general transcription initiation factor activity; TBP-class protein binding.